AUGAUCAAGCAUAAAUAAUUUAAAAAAUAAUUAGCGUAUGAGAUAAAAUAAAAGAACAAUAGAAAAAUUGUGCAAAUGAACAAGGAAUAUUAUCAUAAAAUUUUGAAUUAAAAAUAAAAUAUUUAGAAAGAUUAAAGACCAUACUUGAUUCCAUUUCCUUUUUUAAUUAAAUAAAAAAGGAAUUCCAGAAUAAAACUAAUGAAAAAAUUGAAAAUUUAGAAAAGGAUAUAAAUGAGGUUGAAUAUAGAAAAUAAAUUUUAGUGUAAUGAAAAAAUUAAAGGAAUUCAGUUAAAAACCUUUUAAUCAAUAUUACUUAAUCCAUAUCAGCCUUAAUUUAAUAGUAAUUAUAAAUUAGCUGCCUAUUAAGUAAUUAAACCCAAAGUAGUCUCAGGUAACCAAUUUUCUUAUAUUAUUAGCUUCUUAAGGAGGAUUUGGAUUAGCUGUAAUGAAACCUCCAUUAAGUAAAGAUAAAGUAACAACAUUCGCUUUUACAAUAAAUGUAUAAAGUUAUAUCUUAUUAAGAAAUACAAUAAGUGGGCAGGAAUUGGAAUUUGCCAUUUGUAAACAGCUUAAGGUUUUAAUUAUGAUAUGAAUGAAAAUUAUUCACAAAAAAAUCACAAUGUUUACAUAACAUCUACUGGGGGAUAUAGAAUUUCCAGUUAUUAAGGUUAUAGUAUUGAUGAAUAUAUAUUUUUAAGAAAGUAGUAAUGA
Messenger RNA from Paramecium pentaurelia, 711 nucleotides. The record is from the annotation of a GenBank genome assembly. NCBI's taxonomy places the organism in Eukaryota, Ciliophora, Oligohymenophorea, Peniculida, Parameciidae.